Molecule: messenger RNA, 533 nt
Organism: Caenorhabditis elegans
Lineage: Eukaryota; Metazoa; Nematoda; Chromadorea; Rhabditida; Rhabditidae
Gene: ZK512.7
Exons: 2
Coding region: 31-456 (141 amino acids)
Source: RefSeq, marked reviewed
ACUUUGUUUUGCAAAACUCAUAUCGAAAAAAUGCAGUUUUUCAUCAGUUCUGCAAUUCUUUUUUCCUAUGCUUUUUGUCAAUCAAUACCAAAUGUUAUCUUGACCGGAGAACCAAGAGUUGUUGCAAGAAGGAUACUUAAUGUGGAUAUGAAAGCUGCUCAACAACUUGCUUUACCGGAUGAUCAACAACACGUUAGAUAUCAAGUAAACGUUGUGAGAAAUCAAGAAAAUCCAUCCGACUCGACUUAUCUCACUGGAGAACGCACUCCAGUGACAGUCUAUCGCAGAAUUCUGAGACCUGCUAGAAUUACAUUUACUGGAGAUGGAGUGAUUACAGACAGCUGGCAAGGAACUAGUGAUGCUGUUGAAAUGGAAUCAUGGACAUUAAAUAGACGACCAACUAUUGAUGGAUCAUUUGUUCAACCGACACAAAAUCAGCAAGGAGCUUUUCAUUGAUUGAUUUUUUUAAUUUUUUAUUUUAAAUAACUCUUACCAUAAAGAUAAAAUGGAGCAGCCCAUGAGACGUAUGAAAC